CGCGCAACACACAGAACAGUAUUUUUGUCGAAACRGAGCAAGAGACACAGAAUGGCAUUGGAUUUGAUUCCAUUUCGAAACCUCUUCAUCUACCUUCUUCUUCUGGUGAUGUUCCAGCUUGGAUGGGUCGUCAAAGGAAUACCAUUCAUCAGCAAGAUCUUGGUCAAAGUUUUUAAUAAGAUCUCUAAUCUGUCUUCCCUUGGAGGCUUAUUGGGACUCGCUGUUCGGCUGGGAGAUGCUGGACACAGUUUGGCGCAACAUCCAGAGAUUGACUUGAACAAGAAGAUUGCAUUGAAUGAAAAAGCUCCCGAUGCACCUGUUUUGUGUCUGGAUGAACAUAGCAGCAUUGYAGGGGAAGAAAAGUUGACAAGCCUCCUGGAACACGCAUCAAGAGAUCGGCCUUUGGUUCUGAACUUCGGAAGCUAUACCUGCCCUGUCUUCAUUGCWAAACUGAAGGAGUUUUUCUUGAUGGAAAAGGAGUUUAAAGAUGUUGCCGAUUUUGCGAUUGUCUACAUCGAGGAAGCGCAUCCCUCUGAUGGGUGGGCAUUCAAGAGUGACUUAAAGAUCAAAGCUCAUAAAUCUCUUCAGGAUAGAUGUUCAGCUGCAAAGCGGCUUCAAGAAGACUUSAAGCUUCSCUGUCCARUCCUAGUCGAUAGUAUGAUGGAKACUGCGAAYAUGGCUUAUGGCGCAACACCAAUACGUCUUCACGUGGUYACGAAUGGAAUCCUCGAGUACGAAGGCGGCGUUGGGCCUUUUAUGUAUAACAUGAAUGAUCUCCGUGAUUGGUUGUCAAGGUACAAGACACUUAAGAAUUGAGAACYCGGAUGCAGCUGAUUGAUGGUGAAGACAAAGUCCCCAGAUGAACUUUAUGGACUGAUGGAAAAGCGUCUAACAGGAACUUAACUAUGAAGUCGUUAACACAACAUGWCAGSCAUGGACUUCAGGCGUGGAGUCAGAUGCGUUGUAUCAUGAACGAGCUUUCUCACACAYUUUUUGCUGACUGUUAGCGUGAAUUCCAAGUUAUCCAAACGGGMRUAAGUCACAGAAUCACAGUGAAGCAACAACAUUUUAGUUUUCGAAUAAACCAUUAUCAUUUUAUGGAUUGUUCAGCUCCAUUCUGCUGAAAAGUUCCAAGCCGUUCAUCUUUUGAACUUUCUGAUUCAGGGUGCUUUCUAUUUGUAAGACCUAACCUGCCCGAACUGUCCUGAUCUGAAAGUAAACUGAGGCCUUUUGUCGAGAGUUGUACGCAAUUUUUCCUAUAGUAUCGUCCAAUAGAAUCACUGGAUAUUUUUUUAGGAAUGGCUGGCAGGUCCAAAUAAUUGUGGAAAUCUCUUUGAGUCAGGAUAGUCAGUUUUGACAAAUCGAAAGCUCCAUACAGGCAAAGCUGGCAACGCUUAAACAAAAUAUAAACACAUAUCACACCACUUAUUAGAUACCAUCAGAGUCUUUUUCAAGCAAAUAUGUUAUCAAGCUUACAAAGGAACCAAUCAUAACAUUACGYAUUGCAUUGUGGCACAGAUUCGGUACAAAUCAGUAUAUUUUGUUCAUCUGGCCAGAUAUGAUAUUUCUUGUAACGAAGCUAGACCACAAUGCACCAUGAUUUGUAUUUCAUAAAACGCCGUACGCAGAAAGUCGUUUACUGACGGAUUGAAAUAAUUCAAAAUAUCAUACUUAUUCCACGUUAAUCAAUAAUUUAAGUUUCUAUCAUGUAUACAUAGCACAUACA
Molecule: messenger RNA, 1726 nt
Organism: Exaiptasia diaphana
Lineage: Eukaryota; Metazoa; Cnidaria; Anthozoa; Actiniaria; Aiptasiidae
Product: type I iodothyronine deiodinase-like
Molecular function (GO): thyroxine 5'-deiodinase activity
Source: RefSeq, a predicted model, not a curated record